CACUCAGUUUGAUGAGAAUCAGCGAAGAUGGUGCUGUCGAACAAGAAGCUGAAGCAGAGGAUUCGACAAGACUUGGUUCAAUCACUAUCUGCCUCCGUAUACGAGUCUCAGUCUCUGAAAGUGCUUCUUGAUUCAGCUAGCCACAAACCCAGAUUGUCAAAGAGAGAGAAACGAAGAAAUAGCGAAACUUGCGGCGCUAGAGAAGAAGACGACCAAGGAGUCAGAGAGAGUGACGUUGACAAUGGUGGGUCAAGCGAGAAAACUGAUACGAAGAUUAUUAUUAUAAAGAAGAGAAAGAGAGACGAUUCUGUGGAAGGCGAAUUAGAAGGAGAUGAAGGAACUAAGGAAGGGGAUCAUAACCCCCAGAAGCAGAAGCAGAAGCAGAAAAAUAAGAAGAAAAAGAAGAAGAGAAAGGUAAACAAAGCACCAAAGAAGGCUGAGGAAGAAGACAAGGUUAAGGUAGAAGAGAUUCAAGUUAAUAAUACUGACAACAAAGAAGAAGAAGAAGAUGGGGGUGUUGUUCCUAACAAGUUAUAUGUUGGGGGUAUUCCUUAUCAGAGUACAGAAGAUGAGAUUCGUAGCUACUUCAGAAGCUCUGGAGUCAUCACUAAAGUUGACUGCAAGAUGCGUCCUGAGGAUGGUGCAUUCAGUGGUAUUGCCUUCAUCACUUUUGAAACUGAAGAUGGCGCAAAACGUGCUUUGGCUUUUGAUAGAGCUGCAAUGAACGGAAGCUUAGCAACCGCGGUCAGCGUUGUUGGUAAGGUGAAAAGAAGAAACUGUUACGAGUGCGGAGAAAAGGGUCAUCUUUCUACAGCCUGUCCCAAAAAGCUACAAAAUGGUGAUGAUGAUCAGGCAAACUCAAAGCAGGGUCGUGAGGAGACUGUCGAUGGCUAUGCUCUUCAAAAGACUAGUGGUGAUUCUUACUACUACAUGAAUGAGACAUAUGCUGCUACGAAUGAAGCUAAUAACGGAAGCUUAGCAACCGCGGUCAGCGUUGUUGGUAAGGUGAAAAGGAGAAACUGUUACGAGUGUGGAGAAAAGGGUCAUCUUUCUACUGCUUGUCCAAAGAAGCUUCAAAACACAAACUCAAAGCUGGAUCACCAGGCAGGACCGAUUCAGGUAACAAGCAAUGGUGGUGGUACUUUCAUGGACGAGACAUAUUCUACAGAUCCGAUAUCCGUUACUGCGACAAAUGAAGCUGAUGAUGAUGUAAACUUAACGUCCCCGGUUAGCACUGGUAAGAAGGUCAAAAGGAGAAACUGUUACGAGUGUGGAGAAAAAGGUCAUCUGUCUUCAGCUUGUCCUAAGAAGCUGCAAAAACAAGGCUGAUAUGUUCCAUCCCCCACCCACAAGCUCUUUCUCUCUACAAAAGACAGCUUUAAAAACAUUUGUAACAAAAAUUUUGUUUUGCAUUUCUAUUUUUUUAUGGGAAGGACGUGGACCACUUUUUUUGGUAGAAGAGUGGAGUUGUUUCUUUGGUCCUCCUAAUGUUAGAGAAAUCAUAACUUGUUUCUGUAUUGCUUUUACUAUGAUCGAUCUUAUACAA
This is a messenger RNA of Camelina sativa (false flax), 1546 nucleotides long. The record is from RefSeq and is a predicted model, not a curated record. Lineage: Eukaryota; Viridiplantae; Streptophyta; Magnoliopsida; Brassicales; Brassicaceae.